CUGACAUCCAACAUGGGACGACGAACAUGAGGCUGUUUCAAGAAGCAGACCCGCGAGGUAUCUACCUUGGAUAGGAGGUUGUAUGAUCAGGAAUCAAAUAUAAAAGAUACAUCACCUCUGGAAUGUUGUCUUGGAAUACCCUUUUGUACAUGAUUGCCAUCACACAAAUCCUCACUUUUUCUUACUCUAUUAUGAAUCACGCAGCCAACCCAACCCCGACCCUCCGCUUUGGCUUGGAGAUUGAACUUCUCCUCGGCCCUCGCAAAAAAGGUCCCUCUCACUCCAGCUGGAAGUCCCUUGCCAAAGACCUCAGCAAACGCCUAGCCAAAGCGGGCAUCCCAAACCACGUCAACGACUCCAAUGACAAAUCCGCUCACAACUACCGCGAGUGGUCCAUCACUCAGGAAGUGACAAUCCCCAGUCAGCCAGGAAAGAACCUCUGGGGCAUAGAGCUAGUCUCCCCCGUCCUCUCCCCCCUCUCCACAAACUUCUCCCCCACACUCGCCACCAUCUUCUCCCUCCUCCACACGCACUACACCGUCUUCCCCUCCCCCCACUGCUCAACCCACGUCCACCUCUCCCAGUCCUACCCCUCCCCUUUCACCCCCUUUGACCUCGCAUCCCUUGCCAAAUCCUGCCUCUACUUUGAAGCCAGUCUCGACCGGCUCUUCCCCUCCUCCCGCGGGGAGGGCUACUGGUGCCAAUCCAAUCGGUUGAAUCCCGCCCUCGCGGGGCUAAUCUUGGGGGAGUGCAUGUCUGUCAUUGACGGCGCUUACCAGGACGGAGACGGUGUGGUGGAGGCGAUGAAUUUGUUUCCAAAAGAGUCUGCUUAUGCGAGGGCGCAUGGGUGGAAGAAGGAUAGGGUUAGGGGGAAGGUGUACAAGUGGGACUUCACUGGGAUGCUGUCGGCGCCGGUGAAUAAAGGGGAGCGGCAGCCUCGGGGCACGAUCGAGUUCAGACAGCCGCCUGGGAGCGUGGUUGCUGCUGAGGCGGAGGGGUAUGUGAUUCUCGCGUUGGCGUUUACUGUCGGGGCGCUGGCCUAUGGGUCGAGCCUCAGGGUAGAAACUGUGGGAGACAAUGAACACGGGGGGAGUAUGGAAGAGCUCUGGGCUCUGUUGGUGGCCGGGGGAAGUGUGUUGGGGUGGGAUAGUCUUGGUGAGGUGGAGGGUUUCUUUGCCAGGGUGGUGUAA
Molecule: messenger RNA, 1190 nt
Organism: Podospora pseudocomata
Lineage: Eukaryota; Fungi; Ascomycota; Sordariomycetes; Sordariales; Podosporaceae
Exons: 3
Coding region: 123-1190 (355 amino acids)
Source: RefSeq, a predicted model, not a curated record